GAAAUGCAGGAACGUACGCAGCGUAUGUAUUUAGCGGCGCCACUAGAUGGCUUUAUUAUAUAUUUUCUUACAAUUAUUUAAGUACCUUUCCUUUCCAUCUGCUCCUCAACUAUGAAAAUAUGUAUAUAAUCUAAUAUUAUCCAACCUAUACAUUCAUAUUUCACAACCAAAUUAUAAAAAUUUUGAAAAAUAAUGAGGGGUGAUUAAGGUACCUCACUUUAUUAAAACUUGUACUUUACUGAGACUAAAAUUGCUGCGCAUGCGCAAAAAAACCCGUCUCAUCUCAUCCGUCAAUAUCUCAUCACUGACGUGACAUGUUGAAUGUUAAUUAGUCACACAUAUUCAUACUAAUUAUCUAGUUGUGCUUCGUUUAAAAUACCAUUAUAUUGUAGUGUUACAAAGAAUCAUUGUUUUAGUAAGAAAAUUAUUGUUUUUAACAAUUAGUAUACUGCCUCUAUAUAAUACAUUUUAUUUUUUCAACAUUUACUUUCUAAUUUAUAUGUACAAUUUGCUACAUAAGCUUACAAGGUUUAAAAUAAUAGUCGUUAUACAGAAUUUGUAUUAAUUUUUAUUUUGAACGGAACAUAUAUAAUCAUGAAUUUAACUUGGGAAGAAUUUUAUGCCAAACAUCCACCACCUCAAGAUUUUGCUCAGACUGAAAUAAUACUAAAAGAAUUUGCAGACAGACAAUUAAAAAAAAACAAUAAAGUUGUUCUGGUUACAAGUGGUGGCACAACAAUUCCUUUAGAACGUAAUACAGUAAGGUUUGUUGAUAAUUUUAGUGCAGGAACUAGAGGAUCUCUAUCUGCAGAAUAUUUUUUAGAACAUGGAUAUGCUGUGAUAUUUAUGUACAGAGUUAAAUCCUUGGAACCAUUUUCAAGGCACUUUACAGGACAAAGAUUUUUAGAUAUGUUAGAGAUUAAUCAGAAAGAAGAUGGAAAAUCCAUAAUUACAGUAAUGCCACAAUACACAGAUAAAUUGGCAACUAUACUGAACAAAUAUAAAGAAGCUCUGAAUCAAGACAAAUUAUUACAAGUCUCUUUUACUACUCUUUCUGAAUACCUUUGGCUUCUUCGACUUGCUUGUCAAAUACUAGCUUCAUUUAAAAACCAAACUAUUUUGUAUCUUGCAGCUGCAGUUUCAGAUUUUUACAUUCCUUCUAAUGAAUUGGCUGUUCACAAAAUUUCUUCGGAAGAACCGCAAACGAUAGCGCUUCAAUUAGUACCUAAAGUACUAGCGCCUUUAGUAAGUCUGUGGGUUCCACGAGCAUAUGUAGUGUCUUUUAAAUUGGAAACUGACGAAAACCUUUUAAUUGCAAAAGCUAGAAAUGCACUCAAUAGAUACAAACAUAAUCUGGUUAUAGCAAAUAUGCUACAAACUCGAAAACAGCAAGUAACUAUUGUUAGUCAAGAAAAUAUUCAGGUUAUUUUUCUCACUAAUGAGCAAUUAAGUAAAGGUGAAGAAAUCGAACGUUUUAUUGUCGCCAACAUUGUUGCUAGACAUCAAAAUUUCAUAAAAUCUAGCGAGGAAAGAAGUUGAUGGUUGUUCAUUACGUGAUGUUAAGUAAUACAAAUUUUAUAUAUAUAUAUAUAUUAUAUAUUUACAUUAAAUGAAUGUUAUAUUAACAUAUCAA
Megachile rotundata (alfalfa leafcutting bee) is the source of this 1633-nucleotide messenger RNA. It is a transcript of the gene Ppcs, whose product is annotated as phosphopantothenoylcysteine synthetase. The record is from RefSeq and is a predicted model, not a curated record. Lineage: Eukaryota; Metazoa; Arthropoda; Insecta; Hymenoptera; Megachilidae.